Cornus florida is the source of this 891-nucleotide messenger RNA. RefSeq lists its product as uncharacterized. The record is from RefSeq and is a predicted model, not a curated record. NCBI's taxonomy places the organism in Eukaryota, Viridiplantae, Streptophyta, Magnoliopsida, Cornales, Cornaceae. The transcript is spliced from 4 exons. Bases 364 to 798 code for a protein of 144 amino acids.
UUUUGUUGAGGUGACCCCAAUGCAUGAAGCCAUAAAUUGAGCUUGUUAAGUCAAGAAUGAAUAAGCAAAAGAAGAAAGAAAAAACAAAGAAAAGGGUCACCAACUAAUGAUAUCCUUAUGUGAGAAAUCAUGAAGUGGGUACUCUGUAGAAUAGGAAGAAGAUAACGAGUCCUCCUGCUUCCCGUGAUAAAAACCGAAGGCCUUACAGAUAAUCCUAAGAACAGAGUGACCAACAGAGAGGAGCACAUCCGUAAUCUUUGAAGAACCAAUAGUUGCAUCCAUGUUUGAAUUAGUUCCCAAUCUUUAGUUGAUUAUCAACACAAACAAUUCAAUUGCUAAUUCUCUUUUGCCUCGAAGCAAACUAUGAAUGAUCUUAAUUCUGAAAAUUCAAAGCCAUGGAACAUCUAUACCAGUUCAGACCCAAGCCCAUCUCAGACAGGAGUUGAUCGUGAAGCUCCAUGGAAAAAUUUUGGCACGUCGAUGAAUGCUCUCUCUUUUGGCUUUGUUGCCACGGCAAUCUUAAUUUCGAUGUUUCUUAUCAUGGCCAUCUUUGAACAUUUGUUUAAGCCAAGUCCUUCUUUCUCUUCCCCACAAGAUGGAAACCGCAGAUCACUGGAAUCAAGAUCAAUGGAGAAACUUGGAAAUCCACAAGCAGUUUCAGCACAUUAUUCAUCAGACUUCUCCGUGUUGAUGCCGGGACAGCGCUAUCCAACCUACAUUGCCCAACCUGCUCCUCUCCCCUGUCCAAGGGAAGGGGUUUAUUGGCCACCCCAUGAACAUAAUCUUGUCCCACCUUAGGCUGUGAUACUUGCAUUUAAGCAUCUACUAUUGUUGCUUGUACUUUUACAGAAGAAUUUAGUAGUAUCACUAUUAUAUCCCCUCUCUCUUUAA